AAUGUAAUUAUCGACUGGAGGGGCUACAGUUAUUUCGCAAAGGUUUGAUUUAAGUUUGAUCAGACUUAGUUCAGUACACAACAACUAAAAAACAGGAGCCGCUACCCUGAGAAGCAGGAGUGGAGUGAAUGAAACUCAAGUAAGGAGGUAUUUAAGAAACCGAGAAGGAAAAACAGCGUGACAUUUGCCUUACAAAAUGUUGCGGAGCAGGUGCGUCUACCACUUCUGUUUAUUAUUAACGGGCCAGCUGCUCUGUUCGUGGGCAGUGCCCAUCAGUGUGGACAAGACGAAAGUCAGCCCUCCAGAAGAGAAAGUUCCGGAACCUCCACAGAGUGUGGACACUGGACUGCACUAUGACCGUUACCUCCGGGAAGUCAUCGAUUUCCUUGAAAAAGACCAGCAUUUCAGAGAAAAGCUUCACAACACAGACAUGGAGGACAUAAAGCAAGGGAAGCUGGCCAAAGAGCUGGACUUUGUCAGCCACCAUGUGAGAACCAAACUGGAUGAGUUGAAAAGGCAAGAGGUGAGCCGACUGCGGACGCUGAUCAAGGCCAAGCAAGACCUUGAAGGAGGGAAUGACAAGGCAGUGGAUCACCAGGCCCUGCUCAAACAGUUUGAGUACCUGAACCACAUGAACCCACACACAUUCGAGGUGGAAGACCUGGACCGGCUCAUUAAAUCGGCCACGAACGAUCUGGAGAACUACGACAAGGAGCGCCACGAGGAGUUCAAGCGCUACGAGAUGAUGAAGGAGCAUGAACGGAGGGAGCACCUGAAGGCCCUCGAUGAGGAGGGCAGGAAGAAGGAGGAGGAGCACUACGAGGAGAUGAAGAAGAAGCACGCCGACCACCCCAAAAUCAACCACCCGGGCAGCCAGGAUCAGCUGAAAGAGGUCUGGGAGGAAGCAGAUGGUCUGGACCCCGAGGACUUUAACCCAAAGACUUUCUUCAACCUACACGACACAAAUGGUGAUGGCUUCUUUGAUGACCAGGAACUGGAGGCACUCUUUACCAAGGAGUUGGAGAAGAUCUACGAUCCAACCAAUGAGGAAGAUGACAUGGUGGAGAUGGAAGAGGAGAGACUCCGCAUGCGGGAGCAUGUCAUGAAUGAGGUUGACACCAACAAGGACAGGCUGGUCUCCUUAGAGGAGUUCAUGGUUGCCACAAAGAAGAAAGAAUUUUUGGAGCCAGACAGUUGGGAGACCCUGGAACAAAACCAAGCCUACACUGAGGAGGAGCUGAAAGAGUUUGAGGAACAUCUGGCCAGAGAGGAGAAAAACCUCAAUGAGAAAGCAGUGGACCUUCAGAAACAGAGAGAGGAGCUGGAGAGACAACAGGAGCAGCUUAACGCACAGAAAGUGGAACUUCAGCAGGCCGUUGAACAGAUGGAGAGAUUAAAACUUCAAAAAGUAGAGCCUCCCGCAGAAGUUAAAGGUAUUGACGGGGAGAAUGCUCCACCAGCAGCACCUGACAACAACCAGAUUCUGCACCCAGGCCAACAGCAGGACACGCCCACGAACUUAUAGCCCCAUGUGCUCUGAGUGCGCGUGUUCAUGUGCGUGUAUGUGUGAGUGUACACCUGCAGCCCCAGUAUGACAUAAACACAC
Megalops cyprinoides (Indo-Pacific tarpon) is the source of this 1606-nucleotide messenger RNA. RefSeq names its product nucleobindin-2-like. Gene Ontology annotation, cellular component: extracellular exosome; endoplasmic reticulum-Golgi intermediate compartment. NCBI's taxonomy places the organism in Eukaryota, Metazoa, Chordata, Actinopteri, Elopiformes, Megalopidae. Bases 197 to 1525 code for a protein of 442 amino acids. Gene Ontology annotation, molecular function: calcium ion binding. The record is from RefSeq and is a predicted model, not a curated record. The transcript is spliced from 13 exons.